Monodelphis domestica (gray short-tailed opossum) is the source of this 3759-nucleotide messenger RNA. RefSeq names its product RAB9B, member RAS oncogene family (gene RAB9B). Lineage: Eukaryota; Metazoa; Chordata; Mammalia; Didelphimorphia; Didelphidae. Gene Ontology annotation, molecular function: GTPase activity; GTP binding. Gene Ontology annotation, cellular component: phagocytic vesicle; lysosome; late endosome. The record is from RefSeq and is a predicted model, not a curated record. Gene Ontology annotation, biological process: Rab protein signal transduction; retrograde transport, endosome to Golgi.
GCAUGCGCAUUCGGGGGUCCCUGGGGAGCCCGGGCUCAAGGAAGGGCGGCACAGCCCCGCCUCUGUCCCCGGCACCCCCUUUCCUCCCCCCUCCCCCUCCCCAUCUCUCGGGCGCAAGCGCGGGCUCGAGACCGCGAGCGGCAGCUGUCAAGCAAACGAGGUGCGGAGAAGGAGGCGGAGGUGACGGCAGCGGUGAGGCAGCGGUGAGGCAGCAGCGGUGAAGUGACUGCGGUGACUGAGCAGACAGCACCAAGCCUGCGGGGCCAUCAGCCUCCUAGGCGCCUCGGGCCCCUGCCCCCACCUCGAAUUAGAGAAAGAACAUUGGAGUAGGAGUCAGAAGACCUGAAUUCUUGGUCAGAAUCUGCCACUAACAUCUUGGAUUGUCUUGGUCACAAGCCCAGCCCUACCUGCUGCAGCUACAAUGAGUGGGAAGUCCCUGCUCUUAAAGGUCAUUCUCCUGGGGGAUGGUGGAGUUGGGAAAAGCUCCCUCAUGAACCGUUAUGUAACCAACAAAUUCGACUCUCAGGCUUUCCACACCAUAGGUGUGGAAUUCCUAAACCGAGAUUUAGAAGUGGAUGGUCGCUUUGUGACGCUCCAGAUCUGGGACACUGCAGGUCAGGAGCGUUUCAAGAGCCUACGAACACCAUUCUACAGAGGAGCAGACUGCUGCCUCUUGACCUUUAGUGUAGAUGACCGGCAGAGCUUUGAAAAUCUUAGCAAUUGGCAGAAAGAGUUCAUCUAUUAUGCAGACGUGAAAGACCCUGACCACUUCCCCUUUGUAGUCCUAGGAAACAAGGUAGACAAAGUUGAAAGGCAAGUGACCACCGAAGAGGCCCAAGCCUGGUGUGUAGAGCAUGGGGAUUACCCAUACCUGGAAACAAGUGCCAAAGAUGACACCAAUGUCACCGUGGCUUUUGAAGAAGCAGUGAGGCAGGUUCUGGCCGUGGAAGAGCAGCUAGAGCACUGCUUGCUGGGCCACACUGUUGACCUAAACAGCAGCUCUAAAGCUGGAUCUUCAUGUUGUUAAGGCAAGAGCUUCUUGAAAAGUAUACUCAACAUUGAUUUGUCAAUAGUACAAGGAGAGAUGAUUUCCAGGUGCAUCCAAGAGUGUCCAGAAAAAGGGUUGUUAGAUGUUAUUGGUGACUAUCAAUCAGAACCUUUCAAAUUGAAGUUGGGAGAUGAGAAGAAAAAGCUUUAUGGGGAGCAAGCCAAAUGUAUUUGUGUGUGAUUUCUGCUAUUUCCCCUUCCUGCAUAUAUCAACCAGGGCCUUCAAGGAAGAUUUAGGUCUUGAGUGAAUUAAAUAGUUUCACAUUUGCAGUAUUAAUCCAGAACUCGCUGUGAAAAUGAGGCUUUCAGCAACAUGGAGUUGGAGAGCUACAGGUAUCACUGAACGUGUUUCCACUAAUGAACCAAAAAGGGUUUCCAUCAGACUUUUUGAAAAACAGUUCCUUACAUUUCGGCCAAAGGAAAGACAUGAAUCUUGACCUGUAUUUUGACAAAAGCAGUCGUGCAUCAUGAGGCUGGAAUAACUAGGAAUGCAGAUUUGUAACAAUGUAUGUUGCCUUGUUGAAACCCUUCUAUAUAUUUUUCUCCUGCUCUGAACCUUUCAAAGAAUACCACCUCAAUGCAAGACAGACUCAUGCCACUGAGAACAAUAGUCUCCUUCUGUUUGAAAUGAAAAGACUCUUCAAGUAUUCCAGCCUUCUUUGGAGAGAAAUGGUUGAUCUGCCUUCACUUUGGACCCUUGCCACAUAGAGAUGCCGCUUCUGUGUCACCUUUUCAUCAACAGAAGACUUCUGCCUGAUCUUCCUAAUGAUAAUGACAACAUCGAGUGUCUUUGGUCAUGAUUCAGUGCAUUUGGCCACCAGAACGAGCUCAUAAGGAAGACCAUUAGAAAGAUGCUGGGGGAUAAUGAAGCUCCCUCACAAAGUUCUUUAAGUACAAGUAUUUCAAGAUAUUUCUAUGAAGAAAAGGAAGCUGGCUUGGUCUGCUGUUUCAUGAGGCAAAACUAUGACCUUUUGAAGGGUAAAAGUUACAAGAAGCAGAAAAACUUUUUCAAUAUGGGAGCCAUCUACCAGUGGCCUGGAGUGCCUCAUCACGAAGAGGCAUUCAAGCAGAGGCUGAGUACCAACCUAUCAGAGAAGCUAUAGAAGGGAUUCCUUACUGAAUGAUCUUUCUUCCAACUCAACGUCCUAGGAGUCUAUAAUGUAUGUUUCAGUGCCAUGUAAUUUUUACAGAUUGGUCAUGGGCUGGCAGCCCAGGCCUAAGAGAGCAAUGUGCUAAUGUCUUAAGAGUCUGCUUUGGUCUUAAAAUGCUGUUUUCAAGUGGCUUGUCUUUAACAGCAACUAGUCAGUUAAUUCUUUUUGCUUUAGGACAAUAGCAGGAGAUAGUCUUGAAUUCUUAAGUUAUCUUAACGUGUCCUAGUGUAAGCAUUAUGAAGAGAAAACACAUAAAUUCAACAGGGGUUGGCCAACUUUUGGCCACAGUGGCUGCUGGAUCUAGACCAUGUUAUUGAAAUUUCUAGUCCAGAACAGAGUUUUAUUGAUUGAUCUAUUUGCCCUAUACUCUCUUUGAUAAAUAUCUAACCCAAUGGUGAAUUACUGAUAGAAAUCGCCAGUAAAGGGAUUUUUUCUUGAGGGCAAUUUUCACAACUUUUACAACAUAGUAUAAUUCACAGAAUUCACAAUUUCACAAGCCUAUCAUCUAUAAAAGUCACAUAAAAAGGUCACUGUACACAGAGUGGCUUCCCUGGCCAAAAAGUCCAGGCCUUCCAAAAUCAUUAAAGUGGAAUAAACUGUCAUCAAAUAACCAUACCCAAAUUUCCAAUUAAGAGCAUAGAGCUGGCCCUCUCCCUUUCCCCCCUCAGCUCUUAAAUCUAGGUUCCCAAGCCGAGUUCACCUACAGCCACCAACACUGAUUUCCGAGUCAUAAGAUCCAAAUGCAGUAGUCACACUGGUGAAAAUUUUCAAGUUACUGUAGUCAUAACUAGUUAUUGCGAAUGCUCAUUUUUUAAAAGUGCAUGAGAUACGGGACCCCUCUUUCUAUUUGCAUUCUGCUUCUGACAGCUUCUGCUUGUAGAUCUUAGGCCUUUAUAAAGACCAACAUGGACUAAAUCUCCAAAGGACUUGCAUAUGGUUUGUUCAUUAAAAAUCACAUAGAUCUAAUGUUCUUGGGCCUGCUUCCUUCCCAAGACAAAUGUUAAUCAUCUUGAAGGAUCAACUGAAGCCCUAUUUCUCUUCCAUACCAAUUUCCCUGCCAAGUCACUUCAUGAUCUCUUAAUAAAGGUACUUAACUGGGAUUCAAGUGGUGGUAUUUUGAUGUGCAACACCCAGAAGGGUGCCUAUGUAUAUAGUCUGGCUAAUGUAGAGAAGGGCCAAUUUAAGCCCCAGAAACUGUGCAGAAAGGGUUAGUGAUUAAUGACAUACCCUGGAAUAUUUAAUGUCAAUGAUGUGGGGUGGUUGUUGUUUUGGCUUUUUUUUUAAGGAACACAGAUUUUUUUAAAUGAGAAGUUCUUCAUUAGAACGAUGUGUAGUUUUUUAAUGGUCCAUUGAAAUGUCAUAUCAAAUUUUAAUUUAGUUCAUUUUUCUGUAAUAGAAGAAAAUUCCAGGGGCCUCAAAAUUCAAUUUGUGCCUGCCUUGGCCAUCUCAAUUUUGCCCUUUGGCAAUCCACACUCCUUGUUGCUGGUGCUGCUAAAAGUCUCAAGAAUUGUGUUUCAGGUGUUUUGAUUCAGCUAUUAAAAUUCAUCUGUGUUAAAGUGAA